Penicillium argentinense is the source of this 591-nucleotide messenger RNA. RefSeq lists its product as uncharacterized. The transcript is spliced from 2 exons. The record is from RefSeq and is a predicted model, not a curated record. NCBI's taxonomy places the organism in Eukaryota, Fungi, Ascomycota, Eurotiomycetes, Eurotiales, Aspergillaceae. The coding region runs from base 1 to 591 and encodes 196 amino acids.
AUGAUUUGUGGCUCGCAAGGCAGUGGAAAGAGCCAUACACUGUCGUGUAUUCUAGAGAACUCUCUAAUUAAGUCACUGCCCGUCGGUAAGCUGACCUCCCCUCUUGCGGGGCUGGUCUUCCACUACGACAAGUUCACAGGAUUCACUAGCACUCAGCUGUGUGAAGCAGCGUAUCUCUGCUCUGCUAAAAUCCUGGUUCGAAUCUUGGUCUCCCCGACUAAUUUUGUGACCAUGAAAGACUUGUACAGCCAGGCUAAGGGUCUGAGCCCUAAGCAUCACCUGAUUACUGUUAAGCCAAUGUUUAUCCCCCCGGAAAGCCUCACAACUGCUAUGAUGAAAACAUUAAUGGGGGUCGACAACAAGAGUGACUGCCCGCUUUAUAUAGAGAUCCUGCGUGAAAUGGCUACUGCUGAUCAGGGCCGCCAAGGCUUUAACUACACCUUAUUCAGACAGCGCAUUGACGCGGCACCCUUCAAAGAUGGACAGCUGGCUCCCUUGAAAGUCAGACUCUCGAUCCUGGAGUCCUUCCUUUCUCCAGCAACAUCGACCUGUGGUUUUUCAGACCAACCGCCUACAAACUUUGAUGCCUAG